Messenger RNA from Helobdella robusta, 1680 nucleotides. RefSeq lists its product as hypothetical. Gene Ontology annotation, cellular component: plasma membrane. The transcript has 14 exons. The record is from RefSeq and is a predicted model, not a curated record. NCBI's taxonomy places the organism in Eukaryota, Metazoa, Annelida, Clitellata, Rhynchobdellida, Glossiphoniidae. Gene Ontology annotation, molecular function: D-glucose:sodium symporter activity. The coding region runs from base 1 to 1680 and encodes 559 amino acids. Gene Ontology annotation, biological process: transmembrane transport.
AUGUUGCAACGGAAAUUGAACAAUGCUGAUUUUACCGUCAUUGCACUUUACUUUGCAGCCGUCCUGGCAAUCGGCAUUUAUGCAAUGUGCAAGAACAAGAGGAACACAGUGAAUGGAUACUUUCUGGCAGGACGCUACAUGACCUGGUUCUCUGUAGGAGCCUCGAUAUUUGCGAGCAACAUAGGCAGUGAGCACUUCAUUGGGUUGGCUGGUUCGGGAGCUGCCAGUGGGAUUGCUGUUGGUGCCUUCGAACUAAAUUCAUGUUUUCUGCUUCAGUUGUUGGGCUGGGUCUUCCUGCCUGUCUACAUUGCUAGUGGGGUUAUCACUCUGCCCGAGUACAUGAAGAAGAGGUUUGCCAGUGAAAGAAUUCGGACAUAUCUGGCUGUUCUCUCACUCAUGCUCUACAUCUUCACUAAGAUCUCCGUGAACUUGUACUCGGGAGCAAUCUUCAUUCAGCAAGCACUCUACUGGAACUUGUAUCUGUCUGUGUUGUUGUUACUCGUUGUUACUGCUAUCACAACUGUUACUGGUGGUUUGGCAGCGGUUAUAUACACAGACAUGCUGCACACCUCCGUCAUGGUUGUCGGUGCAACUGUCCUCUCUGUUCUCAGCUUCAUAGAGGUGGGCGGUUAUGCUGAGCUGUACAGGAGGUACCCACUUGCCAUCGCAACAAACAUCUCACAUCUCUCAUCCUACAACAACAGCAACAUCAAUGGCUUCUCUCACUCAAGGAGCAACUCAACCUGCGGCAUGCCCAGUCCACAUGCAUGGGACAUGUUGAGGGGGCCCACUGAUCCUGAUAUGCCCUGGCCUGGUUUCUUAUUGGGUCAAACUCCUGCUUCUAUCUGGUACUGGUGUGCCGACCAAAUGAUAGUUCAAAGAACAUUGGCAGCAAAGAGUUUAAGCCACGCACAGGGUAGCACGUUGUUUGCUGGGUUCCUGAAGGUUCUGCCUGUCUUCAUUCUUGUGCUCCCUGGCAUGAUCAGUAGAGUGCUCUUCACUGAGGAGGUGGCAUGUAUUGAUCCAGACAUCUGCAUGAAAGUCUGUCAGAACAAGAUGGGAUGUAGCAACAUUGCAUUUCCUAAACUGGUGCUUGAGAUCAUGCCUGCUGGAUUGAGAGGAAUCAUGAUGUCCGUGAUGUUGGCUGCCUUAGUAAGCGACCUGGCUUCAAUAUUCAACAGCGCAAGUACUUUGUUCACUAUGGAUAUUUACGGCAGAUUCCGAAAACAUGCUGCCAACAAAGAACUUAUGAUUGUGGGGAGAUUGUUUGCAUGCUUCAUGGUACUGGUGGGCAUUCUCUGGAUACCCAUUAUACAAAAUAUGCAAGGAGCCCAGCUGUACAUCUACAUCCAGUCAAUAGCUGCUUAUUUGUCUCCUCCAAUAGCAGCUCUUUAUCUGCUUGCUUUGCUCUGGCCACGAGCCAAUGAAAAGGGAGCCUUCUGGGCUUUGAUGAUUGGUUUGUUAAUUGGGUCGGUUCGAAUGAUAUUGAACUUUGUGUACCCUGACCCACAUUGUGACGAAUCAGAUGAUAGAAACAUCCUCAUACGUUUGCAUUACAUGUAUUUUGCGCUUGCUCUCUUUGUGAUUACCAUUUUAACAGUUGUGCUGAUCAGUUUGCUGACUGAAAAACCAACCAAAGAGCAGGUAACUAACCAAAUUUUAUGUUUUUUUUCUGCUUGA